Messenger RNA from Suillus paluster, 1129 nucleotides. RefSeq names its product MRG-domain-containing protein. The record is from RefSeq and is a predicted model, not a curated record. Gene Ontology annotation, biological process: regulation of DNA-templated transcription; chromatin organization. Gene Ontology annotation, cellular component: Rpd3S complex; nucleus; NuA4 histone acetyltransferase complex. The transcript is spliced from 6 exons. Bases 37 to 1044 code for a protein of 335 amino acids. NCBI's taxonomy places the organism in Eukaryota, Fungi, Basidiomycota, Agaricomycetes, Boletales, Suillaceae.
ACCUUUCAAAGUUCAAACCAUCAAAACACACAGCGAAUGUCUUUAUCAUUCGCAGUCGGCGAGCGCGUCUUAUGCUACCAUGGGCCCCUCGUCUAUGAGGCUAAGAUACUAAAAGCAGAGACGUGGGACGAAACCAACACUAAGCUCCCUACAGUCGGCCCGCAUUUCUUCGUGCACUAUAAGGGGUGGAAGCAGACAUGGGAUGAAUGGGUGCCCAUCACCCGACUGCUCAAGUUCAAUGACACAAACGUGCAGUUGCAAAAAGCACUGAUGGCGCAGGCAAGCGCAGCUGCAUCCACCUCGGCGUCGUCCACAAAGGGGAAGGCACAUGGCGGGGGCGCGAUGAAGGAUGGUAGCUCCUCGCGCGGCGGCGGGCUUGGGCGCAAGGAUGGCAGAGGAACAAAGAGAGGGAGAGAGGAGGAUGAUAGCAGCAAGAAGCCGGAGAUGAAACUUAACGUUCCAGAGGUUCUGAAGGUGCUGCUUGUGGACGACUGGGAGGCCAUCACAAAGAAUAGUCAGCUGGUAACCGUACCACGGAGCCCCACGGUCGUUGACAUCCUUCAGGAGUUCAAAGACUAUGUGAUGGGGCUUGGGAAAAACACCGCGUCAGCUCCUCUAUCGAGCAUCCCAACAUCUGACUCAUGUGCCAUCCUAUCUUCCAGCCUUCGCGAGCCUGAACUUGUCCUCCCAACCAUAAUUUCUGGGCUGCAAGUCUACUUUGACCGUUCACUCGGCGCAAACCUUCUCUACCGCUUCGAGCGGCCACAGUACGCCGAGAUGCGCAAGCAGUAUGUCACGGGUCCCAAGGUGCUGGUUGGCCUGGAGAAAGAUAUGAGCUCUAUAUACGGAGCAGAACAUCUGCUUAGGAUGCUUGUGAGUUUACCGCAGAUGGUCGCCAGUUCUACGAUGGACGCGGAGAGCGUCGGACUGGUGAGGGAUUAUGUCAAUGAGCUGCUGACGUUUAUGGUGAAUGAACGCAGUAGGCUUUUUUUGACAGAGUACGAAAGUUCAAGUCUGCAAUACCAGAAUAUCUCUCGAUCAUAACUUAUUGUUCAUGUGUACAUAUCAUUACUCACGAUCUUAAUCGCAUGUGCCAGCUUUCAAUGGAACUUGCGCUGCUCCGCAUCCG